UUGGAAUCGUAGCCCAGGCUGAUUGGAAUGUGGAAGGCUCCUCCUGAUUGGAUGAGGGAUGUACGGAUGCUCCAUUGUAUCUGUCACCUCUCCGUGUCCCCAUACAUGACAGAUGGAGGAGAUCGCUGAGGACUGAGCUCUGCCGGGGUCGUUCACUUGUGUUCAUUAACUCACCAUGGACAGCCCACGAGACACAUAUGGAAGGUCGGUGUGCAAUGGGUUUCCUUCCAAUGAAAAGAAAUCCAUCUCAAUGGUGGCCGAGGGCCACGGACAGCAGAUAUUAACAGUGCUGCAGGGUUUCAGAGAGCAGGGCAUGUUCUUCGACUUCACCAUAAAUGUAAAAGAUGAAGUCAUUCCUUGCCACCGAUGUGUGCUGGCAGCCAGCAGUGACUUUUUCAGGGCUAUGUUUGAAGUCAACAUGAAAGAAAGAGAUGGAAGUGUCACCAUUAGCAAUUUGUCCCCAGAAACUGUGAAAGCAUUCCUUGAUUACGCAUACACGGGCAAAGCGGAGAUUACCGACAGCAAUGUGGACAUGUUCUUUCAGAUGUCAUCAUUUCUUCAGGUGCCUCUUCUUGCAAAGGCAUGCAGUGAUUUUUUAAUCAAAAUGAUUGAUGUUCACAAUUGUUUGCAACUCUUGUCGAUAUCUGACAGCUACGGCUCCACUCGUCUCUUUCACCGUGCCUUACAGUUUGCCCUUCAGCACUUUCCAUUGCUAAUACAAUCUUUGGACUUCUUAGAACUGAAUGUGGGAGUCCUAGAACAAUGUCUCCAAUCAGAUGAGUUAAAUGUCCCAGAUGAAGAGUCUGUGCUGAUGGCUCUCCUAGCCUGGACUAAGCAUUGCUUGGAGAAGCGAAUGAGGUUUUUUCCAGAGUUAAUGAGCAAAGUUAGAUUACAUCAGCUGUCUCCGUCCACACUGCAAAGUCUGCUGGUCACUGAAGAGCAACUAUUAAAAAGCACAAACUGUUUAUCAAGAAUCAAUUCUGCUAUAAAAUGCAUUGAACAUUCCGGGGGGCUGUUUCCAGAUGCUCGGAUAUCUACAACAGAGAAAUACAUCUUCGUUCACAAAACUGUGGAGGAAAGUGACACUCAAUACACUUUUUGCUACAGUAUUAAAACUGACAAAUGGAUGGAAAUUCCACAGGUUCAUAUCAUAGAUCUCCCAGGUUCCAGCUUAUCCAGCUUUGGGGAGAAGAUAUUUAUAACGGGGGGAUGUACCGGUAGCUGUUGUCGAGCAGUGAGGCUUCAUAUUGCUGAACCUUACCAUGAAGCUACUGACCAAAUCUGGUGCUAUUGUCCAGUAAGCAAUAAUUCUUUUUUAGUACCACCCAUGGGGAAACCAAGAACGAUGCAUGCAUCUGUCAUGGCCCUUAAUCAGUUAUUUGUCAUUGGUGGUAAAACCAAAGGAGCACAAAACGUUAGGAGUCUACUAGAUGUUGAAGCUUACAAUCCUCUCACUAAAGACUGGAAGACAGUUGGCUCAUUACCCAGAGGGAUCUACUACCCAGAAGCCAGUGCAUGCAAAUCUAUUAUUUACGUACUUGGGUCUGAAGUUGAAAUAACAGAUGCUUUUAACCCUUCUUUAGAUUGCUUUUUUAAAUAUAACGCAGAAACGGAUCAAUGGAGUGAACUCGUAGCAGAAUUUGGCCAGUUUUUCCAUGCAACAUUAAUCAAAGCAGUGCCUGUCAAUAACACGCUGUAUAUCUGCGACCUCUCCACGUAUAAAGUCUAUAGCUUUUGUCCAGAUACAUGUGUGUGGAAGGGAGAGGGAUCUUUUGAGUGUGCUGGUUUUAACGCUGGGGCUGUGGGUAUUGAGGAUAAAAUUUACAUCCUGGGAGGUGACUAUGCUCCUGAUGAAAUCACAGAUGAAGUGCAAGUCUACCACAGCAACAGGUCAGAGUGGGAGGAGGUCUCUCCCAUGCCACUGGCUUUAACAGAGUUUUUCUGUGAAGGUAUUCAAUUCAAUAAGUGCAGGGAUCCAUGGGGGAUAAGUCACUUGUAAUGUUUUCAGGCCAAUUUUAAAGGGGUUUUAUUACUGGGGAUUUUGUUUUUACUUCUUGGGCCAGCUGAGUGGGUCUGGUCUGAUGACUCUAGAACAACGGUCGCCAUGGACCACUGAUGGUCCACCAGAAAAUGUCGGUAAUCCCCAGGGGUUAGGCUGCAAAUCAACAUUGUGGCGGAUGUAUACCACCCAAUGCUAUUUCCAGUGUUAUUCUCAAUACACGCUGAAAUUUAGAGAGCCAGAGCCUUGUGCAUAUAAGGCAUGUAGAGUUCAUGUUAGUGGUCCGCAGGAUUCAUAAUUGUGAGUUUAGUGGUCCAUGAGGUCCGAAAGGUUGGCCACCACUAAUCUAGAAAGCUUGAAAUUAGUCAAGAUUUUUCUGUUAAAAAGAAAGCUGACAGGGCUGGUGACUUGAAAACCUACCAAAUAGCUUUUAACCACAAAUUUUAAAUUUCUGUGAAGUCAAUGGACUUCACACUAGUAGCUGAUUUCUUCAUAACCAAAAACUCGUUCAAGCUUUUCAAGGCCAAGACCAGUUAAUUGUGAGGAGUAAUAAUCUUCCCUGGAAUAUCGUUCCCAAUUUUGGAGGGGCGUACCACUUUUUUUUUACUAGAACCGUGGGGUUCAAUACUGAGUUGGCCCCCCUUUGUAGCUAU
Molecule: messenger RNA, 2652 nt
Organism: Rana temporaria (common frog)
Lineage: Eukaryota; Metazoa; Chordata; Amphibia; Anura; Ranidae
Gene: KBTBD3
Product: kelch repeat and BTB domain containing 3
Exons: 3
Coding region: 176-1999 (607 amino acids)
Molecular function (GO): protein binding
Source: RefSeq, a predicted model, not a curated record